AUGAAUGCGUCAGAAUUACUUUUCAACAUGCCCGGCCCCCGACAGAUCCUCGUCAUAAGCCUGAGCCGCUACCUACGAGGCCAGCCCCUGCGCGAAAUCCUCGACAAAAAUUGGGAGGCCUACCCAAAUGAACUUCCACGAUUCAAGAACGUUCCCUUCGACUUUGACGGUAACGAUAUCCCCACUGCUCUCCAGGACCUCAAGUCCACCAUCAAGGCAUGUACCUGGGACGGCAUAUUAAUCGGAUGGUGUAUACGUGGGUAUCCGGAGAGGACAAAUUUGCUUGAGGAAGUGAUAUCUGUAUACACGAAGGCAAUCCGAAAGAAUGACGCGGGGACAAAGUUGAUGUUUUGUACGGGACCGGAUAAUCUGGCAGAUGCUACGUUGAGAAAUUUCCCAAAGGAGGCGCAGGAGGUUCUUCAGAGCUGA
Molecule: messenger RNA, 429 nt
Organism: Talaromyces stipitatus ATCC 10500
Lineage: Eukaryota; Fungi; Ascomycota; Eurotiomycetes; Eurotiales; Trichocomaceae
Exons: 2
Coding region: 1-429 (142 amino acids)
Source: RefSeq, a predicted model, not a curated record